GCGAAAUAGUAAUGGUUUAUUGAAUGCCGUUGUACAAAUUAAGUUGUCCAUUAUUUUCGUUACUGUUUUUACAUGAUUAUGAAAUUAUACAAGAAGUAAAGGCCAAUCAGUCAAAGCAGAGCAAUACUCAAACAAAGCAUCAAAGCACAACACGCGCAAAUGGAGCAACAGCCACAGAAAAGCGCAUUUCACGUCUCAAAGUUGUUUGUCUGCACUCCUGUCGACUGCAAAGAUGACGUUGAAGAGAAAUUUGAACGGUCGCACGCUAAUCUGCAGCAACAAAUUGCGGGCCUCAGUGAUAAGGAAAUGCACGAGAUGCUCUCACAGUUUGUUUGCAAGGAGAAACAGCACGAUGAGAUAUCAGUUGGAUUCUUGUACAUAAUGCUUACUGAGCCGGCAAUGGCACCCAAGACAUAUCGAGACAUAACGCUUGUGUCCAGAGAUGGUAUGAACGCAACUGUGUCAAAUCUCUCUCUAUUGAUUGCAGAGAAGUACGCAAAACUCACGGAAGUUGCACGGCGGCAACUAAUCUGGGUAGUACGUGAAUUUGUAAAGCAUCAAGUAAUCAAUGUGGAGAACGUGAUUUGGAAUUGCCUGCGGCAAGCGGGUGGGGGUGAUGUCUCUCAUAGAAAUCUCUAUCUGGUUGAGAGCCUUUUGGAUAUUUUCAUAGAGUACAAGCCUUGGCUGGAAACCAUUCCAUUUCUUGUGCAGUCCGCAGUAUACAAUUUCGUACGACUCAUCGAAGAUCAUGCGAAUCCCGCCUUAAUAGCAUUACGUCAAAAGGAAGUUAAGUUUACAAUAUCGCUAAUAAGGGAUCGUUUUCAUGAUAUUAUACCGCUUGGCAGAGACUUUGUGCGCUUGCUGCAGAAUGUGGCUCGCAUUCCGGAGUUCGAGCACUUAUGGCGUGAUAUACUUUAUAAUCCGAAAAGCUUACAUCCAACAUUUAAUGGAAUUUGGCAUUUAUUGCAAAUACGCACCAGUCGUAGGUUUCUGCAGUGUCGUUUGCUACCCGAAAUGGAACGAAAGUUGCAUUUUCUGGCAUCAAAUGUUAAAUUUGGUAACCAGAAACGAUACCAAGAUUGGUUUCAGGACAAAUAUUUUGCUACACCCGAAUCACAUAGUCUUCGCUCGGACCUUAUUCGUUUUAUUAUAAAUGUAAUUCAUCCCACAAAUGAUAUGCUUUGCUCCGAUAUUAUACCACGCUGGGCAAUUAUCGGUUGGCUAAUAUCAUCAUGCACAAAUCCAAUUGCUUCGGCAAAUGCCAAGCUCUCGCUGUUCUACGACUGGCUAUUUUUUGAUCCUGCCAAAGACAACAUUAUGAACAUUGAGCCGGGCAUUUUAGUAAUGUACCACUCGAUCAGAAAUCAUCCAUUCGUUAGCAGUACGCUGCUUGAUUUCCUUUGUCGCAUUACAAAAAAUUUUCAUUUAAAGAGCGAGGAUAAAAUACGUCUGGGCGUAUACAAUUCUCUCAAGUUGAUACUCGAUAAACAGGUCAUUCCAAACCUACAACCUCUAUUCGAAUCGCCAAAACUUGAUCGUGAGUUACGCAAUUUAAUACGCGAAAAUUUCAGAGAAUUUGUGACACCCGUCGCUAAUAUGCCACAGCCCAUGUAUCCAGCGACACAUUCUAUACAAGCGCCAAUCUUCAAGAAAGAGUCUGACCAGCGUAUGAUGCAGAGCGAAAAUACAGAUAUUGGUGGUAUAGGCUUUGUUCACAGCAGUGCCAACAUAUCUGGCCUAUUAGUAGAUGAAGACAACAAAUUAGCAGUUACGCCAAUAGAGAGCACAGAACGGGACACCGAUGCGGUAUUUAGCGACGAAGAGAAUGCUGAGAAUAUAGGUAGAGGCAACAAGAAUGAUGAGAACACAGAUGACGAUGAUGACCUGCCACUUUCCAAAGUGCGUCUUAAAGAGAAACCAGUGCCGGAGAAAUUGGAUCUGCCAGUAGCAAUAUCGGAAUCAUUCGAAACAUUUGUUACCAAACGUAACUCCUUUACAUGGGAAGCGUUUUUGAAAGACUUUCGCCCACUACCUGCCUCAGCUUUAGACGAAGCUCAGCUCAAUUAUGUGAUCUCAAAUACGGUACUGAUUCUACGCGAAACAUUGCCACAACAGAAUGUAUUCUCGGAAAGCAAAACAGAGGAGAAAUUUUUGGCAAAGAGCAUUAGUUAUCCGCUAUACGGUUUAUUUCGGUUUCUCUACGAGAACGAGGACAAGAGUAAAAAGCCUUUCCAAACGCUACUAUCCGAGAUAUGCGAUCGUUUAACUGAAACUGGCUAUCUGUUGCUCUACUUCAUGAAGAUUCAUUGUAAGCUGCAGACUCGUAAAAAUGCGCAGCAAUCAUAUCAGUUCAAAACGGCAGUCUAUAGACAAAUUUGUGAAGCGAUGGAUGAAAAAGUUGGCACUUGCCUGGCGCGAGACCUUGAUUUACUUGAAAAGCAGAACACAUCCUUUUACUUAUGGCUUCUGCCCGACAUCUAUCGAGAAUUCAAAUCUAUUGCGAUUAAUAACAUGGAACUUUUGCGUAUUACUUUGCGUUGCAUUGAUGCCAAAAAUCUGCGCGACAUUAUGUAUUCGGUGGCUCAAGGCAAACUGACAAUGCUUAAGCAUGACGGUCUGAUUGAAUGUAUUCGAGAUAGUCUAGAGUAUGAGACAUUUGAACAAGUUUGUCUUUGGCAACUAAUUCAGGCGCAUGAUGUGCCCCUCAAGUGUAUACAGGAUCUACUACCGGAACUUGAAGCUGCUAAUCAUCCAGAAGCGCUAGGCCACUUGCUGUUACUAUUAAAAAAUGAGGAGCCAACAAAUGAAAUAAUUAGACUAUUGCUUAGUCGGGACGCCAAGUCUAGAGGGGAUUCUUUUGUUACCUCUGCUUUAAGGUUUUGGUAUCAGCGAUGGGAAGAGAAGCUUUCCGAGCUGCUUGCAUCCCUACUCACAUCAAAAUAUCCCAGUUCGUCUCCCAACAAACGAAAGCGGUCCAAAAGUACUUCCGCUGCCAGCAGCACACCAUCCGCUGAAAAUGUAUUAAACCAUUUAGAGCAUUACAGAAGAAGCUGCAGGCAUGGUUCCGGCACAGGACUUUUCGUUCAUGAGCCAAUGCAGCGAGCGUUACAAUCGGCAUAUUCACAUAGUAAUGAAAGCACAAAGAAACAAUUCAGUGAUCUGUUUUCCUUGGCUGCGGAAGAUGAAACCACAGCCGUUGGUCGUCGAGGCGGCAGUGGGCGUGGUCGUAAACAACCGGUUGGGAAAAAGGACUCAAAUAACCACAGUGCGGGGAAUAAAAAGAAUUCGGAUGCGGUGAAAAUAAUAUUUUCAUCUGAUGAAAACUCUAGUGAGGAGGAUUGGUCAAAACUAAAAGUAACACAGGCAGCAAAGAAGAGAAAAAAAGCAGUCAAUGAUUCCGACUGACAGUGUUACUUUGAUUUCAUAAAUAAUAUAAAACAUGAAUAUGAGUUUUUGGACGAA
Drosophila busckii is the source of this 3462-nucleotide messenger RNA. It is a transcript of the gene IntS3, whose product is annotated as integrator complex subunit 3 homolog. The record is from RefSeq and is a predicted model, not a curated record. Gene Ontology annotation, cellular component: cytoplasm. The coding region runs from base 160 to 3405 and encodes 1081 amino acids. NCBI's taxonomy places the organism in Eukaryota, Metazoa, Arthropoda, Insecta, Diptera, Drosophilidae. The transcript has 11 exons.